CUGUAAAUUUACUUGUUCGAUUUUGUAUUCUUAAUUUUUCAUUACGUUCACGUCGGAGACAUCCAAGCAAAACUUGGAUUUGGCGUUUCCAACGUUUUACCCUUCAUCAUGUCGUCGAAGAAGACGUUUAAAAUCAAGCAAAAGCUUGCCAAAAAGAUGAAACAGAAUCGCCCUAUUCCACAAUGGAUUAGGAUGAGAACUGGUAACACAAUAAGAUACAACGCCAAGAGGCGUCACUGGAGAAGAACUAAGCUCAAGUUGUAAACUAUGCUGAUACUGAUUUACCAUUUCUGCGGGUACUUUAAAUAUUAUUCAGAUGAAUAAUAAUUAUGUACAAUGUUUAAUAUUCAAUAAAACUCCAAAAAUUAACAAAA
Melanaphis sacchari is the source of this 374-nucleotide messenger RNA. RefSeq names its product 60S ribosomal protein L39 (gene RpL39). Gene Ontology annotation, cellular component: ribosome; cytosolic large ribosomal subunit. The transcript has 3 exons. The record is from RefSeq and is a predicted model, not a curated record. The coding region runs from base 109 to 264 and encodes 51 amino acids. Gene Ontology annotation, molecular function: structural constituent of ribosome. Lineage: Eukaryota; Metazoa; Arthropoda; Insecta; Hemiptera; Aphididae. Gene Ontology annotation, biological process: translation.